AUGGCGAACUACGGGCAGGCUUCUGCCAAAAGGCAUGUGGCCUGGAGCAACGAUGCUGACUUCAUCGAAGGCAUUGUUCGUCAUGGCGGAUUCCUGUCUGUGGCCGAUCGCCAAGCUUUUCAAUUGUCGAAACUGGCACACCAUUACUACGAUGCGAAAGUCGGCAAGAUUCGCUACACUGGUAAGUCGCUGUUGCUUCCUGCCUCUGGGAAGUACCCUGCGAAAUUUGGGGAGAAGAUUGCCGAACUUUUUCGGUACAGUGGUGAUGCGGCAAAGCUCCAUGGCCCCAAAAUGGCUUGUGACGUGGAUUGGAUGAAAAGCGACUACGAGCUUGUGAAGGGCCUGCUGCCUGACAACGUACAGCUCGAAAGCUUCGGGGAUUUAGCUCAGGAGGUGCCUUAG
Messenger RNA from Symbiodinium sp. CCMP2592, 402 nucleotides. The record is from the annotation of a GenBank genome assembly. NCBI's taxonomy places the organism in Eukaryota, Dinophyceae, Suessiales, Symbiodiniaceae.